This is a messenger RNA of Sorex araneus (European shrew), 8587 nucleotides long. RefSeq names its product signal induced proliferation associated 1 like 3 (gene SIPA1L3). The record is from RefSeq and is a predicted model, not a curated record. Gene Ontology annotation, molecular function: protein binding; GTPase activator activity. NCBI's taxonomy places the organism in Eukaryota, Metazoa, Chordata, Mammalia, Eulipotyphla, Soricidae. The coding region runs from base 877 to 6186 and encodes 1769 amino acids. Gene Ontology annotation, biological process: epithelial cell morphogenesis; regulation of small GTPase mediated signal transduction; establishment of epithelial cell polarity. The transcript has 24 exons. Gene Ontology annotation, cellular component: Golgi apparatus; cytoplasm; plasma membrane.
CCGGCAGCCCCCGCGCGCCAGGCUUUUUCCCGUUUGCUGCUGCCGAGGGUGAAACUACAGUUCCCAGGAGGUCUCGCGUGAAGCGGCUUGGAAGAGUGGGCAGUCACUGGAAGUCACUCGGGCCACCGGAGCUGGCGGCGUCUCCCGCGAGCGGCGUGGGGCCGGACGCCGCGGUCUUGGGGCCCUCGGGGUGGGAAGCCGGGACGCCCAGAGCCUGCAGUCAGAACUCCUCGCCCUGUGCUGCCCAGCAGAGCCCCCCAGUCUGCGGUGAUGAGCAGUGGGCUUCCCUAAGUGCCUCGGGAACACACACAGGGAGAGAUUGUGCUCGCGUGCGGGAGAUAACGUGUGUGUGGAGUAUCAGCAGUGACCGGGUUGCCCUGUGACAGGCAAAUUCUCCCAGGUUUCCUGCAGGCGAUCUCUCACUCUUUGUACUUGUGUCUGCUUAUUUUCUGUCACGUGGUGGACACGGUUGGGAUCACUGUUGAAGCCGGGAUCGAACCUGGGUCGUCCACGUGCAAGACAAACGUCCUACCCACUGUCCUGUCUCUCCAGCUCCAGCGCGUCUGGUUACCUGAUCAUGGCCGGGGAGACGCCUCAGCAGCCGACCAGCCCGCGCCCGCCGCACGCCACGGCCUGCUGAGCCCCUUGGCACGGAGCUGCCGGGACAGCGCCCACCUCCUGAGCGUGUCCAGCUCGGCUGCCCACAGCGAUGGUGGAGAGCUGGCCGCCACAGGCUCACGACCUUCCCGACAGGCUUCAGGGCCCGCUUCCUUCCUCCUGGGACUGGUGGCCCUCAACAAUGGCUGAGGGCCAGGGGACCCCAUAAAGCCCCUCUACACUCUCUGGGGGCCAGCAGCACUCCUGUGCCCGUGGACGAUGACCACCUAUCGGCCCCUUCCCAAUGAUGGCGUGGACCUGGCCACCAGCUGUGGCGCCCGGUCCGAGGGCCUCCCAGGAGACUACACUCCCAUGGGCUUCUGGGUCCAGAACGGGGGCCUGGCCCAGCCGCUGGGUGAGAGCCCGGCCCCCGCCCCCACGCGCCCCAGUCCCACCACCCCCGCGGUGCCCAAGAUGGGUGUGCGUGCCAGAGUGGCCGACUGGCCGCCCAAGAGGGAGGCCCUGAGAGAGCAGAGCAACCCCAGCCCCUCCCAGGACACAGAUGGCACAAAGGCCACCGCAGCAGCCCCCCCGCUGCGGAGCAUGCAGAACGGACAGCCCCCCACCAGCAGCUCGGCAGCCUCGGGGUGCCGAGCCUUCCACCGGCUCUCCAGGAGGAGGUCCAAGGACGUGGAAUUCCAGGAUGGGUGGCCGCGGUCCCCGGGCAGGGCCUUCCUCCCGCUGCGCCACCGCAGCAGCAGCGAGAUCACCCUCAGCGAGUGCGACGUGGAGGACGCAGGGGAGCCCCAGCGGGGGCCCCGGCACCCCGGGGCGCUACCCCUCUUCCGGGAGUACGGCAGCACAUCCUCCAUCGACGUGCAGGCCGUGCCCGAGCAGAGCUUCUUUGACAUCCUCAAUGAGUUCCGCAGCGAGCAGCCGGUGCCCCGGGGCUCCCAGACCCUCAGCCACCUCCUGCAGGCCGACCCGGGGGCCCCCCUUGCAGGAACACCCCGCCCCGGGCAGCCCACCCAGGACCACCUCCUCCCACUGCAGCCCCUGAAGGAGAAGGAGAAGGCCCGCCGGAAGGCGGCACGGGGCCCGGGCAGCGGGGACACCGUGGACUCCUCCAUCUUCCGCAAGCUGAGGAGCAGCAAGGGCGAGGGGGAGGCAGGCCGGGUGCCGGGGGAGCCCGAGGACGGCCGCAGCCCCCCCGAGACUGGCCGGCCCUGGGUGUGCCAGAAGAGCUUCGCCCACUUUGACGUGCAGAGCAUGCUCUUCGACCUGCACGCCGCCGCCGCUGCCAACCGGGGCUGCCCCGCACCUCGCCGCAAUACCACCACGGGGGCCUCGGCCGCCUCAGCCACCGCCUCGCUCACUGCUGGGGCGCGGGCCCAUGGCCUGGGGGGCCUGGACCCCACCUUCCCCAGCACUGAGGACCUCAACUGCAAGGAGAGCCUGGAGCAGGACCUGGGCGACGACAACAGCAAUGAGCUGUUACUCAGUUGCCCGCACUUCCGCAACGAGAUCGGGGGCGAGCGCGAGCGCAACGUCAGCUUCUCCCGGGCCUCGGCGGGCUCCCCCGGAGGACCUGGGCCCGAGGGGCGCCCGCCCGAGCCCGCCCUCAGCGCCUAUCGCACCAACGCCAGCAUCUCGGUGCUCGAGGUGCCCAAGGAGCAGCAGCGGACACAGAGCCGCCCGAGGCAGUACAGCAUCGAGCACGUGGACCUGGGCGCCCGCUACUACCAGGACUACUUCGUGGGCAAAGAGCAUGCCAACUACUUUGGCGUGGAUGAGAAGCUGGGACCGGUGGCUGUGAGCAUCAAGCGGGAAAAGCUGGAGGACCACAAGGACCACGGGCCUCAGUACCAGUACAGGAUCAUCUUCCGGACCCGUGAGCUCAUCACCCUGCGGGGUUCCAUCCUGGAGGAUGCCACGCCCACAGCCACCAAGCAUGGGACGGGACGGGGGCUCCCCCUGAAGGACGCACUGGAGUAUGUCAUCCCCGAGCUCAACAUCCACUGUCUGCGUUUGGCGCUCAACACCCCCAAGGUGACGGAGCAACUGCUGAAGCUCGACGAGCAAGGGCUCUGCCGGAAGCACAAAGUGGGCGUCCUUUACUGCAAGGCGGGCCAGAGCUCCGAGGAGGAGAUGUACAACAACGAGGAGGCCGGGCCCGCCUUCGAGGAGUUCCUCUCGCUCAUCGGAGACAAGGUCUGCCUGAAGGGCUUCACCAAGUACGCCGCCCAGCUGGACGUCAAGACCGACUCCACAGGGACCCACUCCCUCUACACCACGUACCAAGACUACGAGAUCAUGUUCCACGUCUCCACCCUGCUCCCUUACACCCCCAACAACAGGCAGCAGCUCCUGAGGAAGAGACACAUAGGGAACGACAUUGUGACCAUCAUCUUCCAGGAGCCGGGGGCGCUGCCUUUCACCCCCAAGAAUAUCCGCUCCCACUUUCAGCACGUCUUCAUCAUCGUGCGAGCACACAACCCCUGCACAGAGAAUGUCUGCUACAGCAUGGCUGUGACCCGAUCCAAAGACGCACCUCCUUUCGGCCCCCCCAUCCCCAGCGGGACCACGUUCCGCAAGUCCGACGUCUUCAGAGACUUCUUGCUGGCCAAGGUGAUCAACGCGGAAAACGCGGCGCACAAGUCGGACAAGUUCCACACCAUGGCCACCAGGACCCGCCAGGAGUACCUCAAGGACCUGGCCGAGAACUGUGUCUCCAACACACCCAUCGACUCCAGCGGCAAGUUCAACCUCAUCUCCCUGACCUCCAAGAAGAAGGAGAAGACCAAAGCGCGGGCGGGCGCGGAGCAGCACAGCGCUGGGGCCGUGGCCUGGAGGGUGUUGGCGCAGGACUACGCCCAGGGGCUGGAGAUCGACUGCAUCCUGGGCAUCUCCAACGAGUUCGUGGUGCUCCUGGACCUCCGCACCAAGGAGGUGGUGUUCAACUGCUACUGCGGGGACGUCAUCGGCUGGACCCCCGACGCCGCCACGCUCAAAAUCUUCUAUGGGCGAGGGGACCACAUCCUACUGCAGGCCACCGAAGGCUCGGUGGAGGACAUCAGGGAGAUCGUCCAGAGACUGAAGGUGAUGACCAACGGCUGGGAGACGGUGGACAUGACGCUGCGGCGGAACGGGCUGGGGCAGCUGGGCUUCCACGUCAAGUACGACGGCACCGUUGCCGAGGUGGAGGACUACGGCUUCGCCUGGCAGGCCGGCCUCCGGCAGGGCAGCCGGCUGGUGGAGAUCUGCAAGGUGGCCGUGGUCACGCUGACGCAUGACCAGAUGAUCGACCUGCUGCGCACCUCCGUCACUGUCAAGGUGGUCAUCAUCCCGCCCUUCGACGACGGCACGCCCCGCAGGGGGUGGCCGGAGACCUAUGACAUGAAUACCUCGGAGCCCAAGACCGAGCCGGAGAGCUUGACCCUGGGGGGCCGGCCCCCCUACCGCAGCAACGCUCCCUGGCAGUGGAGCGGGCCCGCGUCCCACAACUCGCUCCCUGCCUCCAAGUGGGCCGCUCCCGCCACCCCGGGCCAUGUCCAGUCCCUGAGCCGGGCCCCGAAGCAGACCCCCAUGGUCCCCUUCCGGGAGUCCCAGCCCCUGCACAGCAAGAGGCCCGUCAGCUUCCCAGAAACCCCUUACACAGCGUCACCAGCAGGGGGCGACAAAGUCCCUCCCUACCGACAGCCUUCUGGGAGCUUCUCCACCCCCGGCUCCGCCACCUACGCCAGAUACAAGCCAUCCCCAGAAAGGUAUGCGGCCGCCCCCCACCCACUGCUAUCCUUUGAUCCCCACUUUGGCCUCGAUGGGACAUCCAGUGGCGAGUCCUCCUCAGGCGGCCUGACCAGCCAGGAGAGUACCAUGGAGCGCCAGAAGCCAGAGCCUUUGUGGCAUGUGCCCGCCCAGGCCCGGCUCACCGCCAUGGCUGGAAGCUGUGGGAGCAAGCACACCUCCCGGCAGGACACAGCAGGCAAAGACUCUCCCAACAGGCAUUCCAGAGGAGAGCCUCAAUACUCCAGUCACUCCAGCAGCAACACUCUGUCCAGCAACGCGUCCAGCAGCCACAGUGACGACCGCUGGUUCGACCCCCUGGACCCCCUGGAGCCCGAGCAGGACCCCCUGUCCAAGGGCGGCUCCAGCGACAGCGGCAUUGACACCUCCCUCUACACCUCCAGCCCCAGCUGCGUGUCCCUGGCCAAGGUGCCUCGGCCCACCAAGCCCCACAAGCCCCCCGGAAAUCUGGGGCUGUGUGGGGGCGGGCGAGAGGCGGUGGUGCGGCCCCAUCACGCGGACCGGCGCCGAGAGGUCUCCCCGGCCCCCGCCAUCGCCAGUCAGAGCAAAGGCCACCGAGCAAAGCUCUACUCGGGCACCAGCACGCCGACCGGCCUGGCAGGGGGCAGCCGCGACCCCCCAAGGCAGCCCAGUGAUAUGAGCGCAAGGGCCACAUACCCCGCUCAGGUUUACAAGACGGCCAGCUCGGAGACCCCACGGCCCUCGCAGCUGGCACAGCCCGGCCCCUUCCAGCUCUCCGCCUCCGUGCCCAAGUCCUUCUUCUCCAAGCAGCCCGCGCGCAAUAAGCACCCGACGGGGUGGAAGAGAACGGACGAGCCCCCGCCACGGCCGCUCCCCUUCACAGACCCAACACUCCCCUUCACGGACCCAAAGAAGCAGGUGGACGCCAACACAAAGAAUGUCUUCGGGCAGCCGCGGCUGAGGGCGUCCCUCCGAGACCUGCGCUCCCCCCGGAAGAACUACAAGUCCACCAUCGAGGAUGACCUGAAGAAGCUCAUCAUCAUGGACAACCUGGCGCCCGAGCAGGAGAGAGAGGCAGGGUCACCCCAGAAGGGCCUGCAGCGGACGCUGUCGGACGAGAGCCUGUGCAGUGGAUGCCGCGAGCCCAGCUUCGCCAGCGGCGGCCCCGAACCCGGCCUCCCCAGCGACGUGAUCUUCACCAGCACCUGCGCCUUCCCCGCCAGCACGCUGCCCGCGCGCCGCCAGCACCAGCACCCCCAUGCGCCGGGGGGCCCCGCCGCCAGCCCUGCUGCCGGCAACGGCUUCCCAGAGAAGAGAUCCACCAUCUCUUCCUCGGAGCUCUCUCUGGCCGACGGGCGGGACCGGCCACUGCGACGCCUCGACCCCGGGAUGAUGCCGCUGCCCGACACGGCGGCCGGCCUCGAGUGGUCCAGCCUGGUGAACGCAGCCAAGGCAUACGAAGUGCAAAGGGCCGUCUCGCUCUUCUCUCUCAAUGACCCAGCUCUGAGCCCCGACAUCCCGCCCGCACACAGCCCUGUCCACAGCCACCUGAGCCUGGAGAGGGGCCCCCCAACGCCCAGGACCACCCCGACCAUGAGUGAGGAGCCACCUCUGGACCUGACGGGCAAAGUGUACCAGCUGGAAGUGAUGCUGAAGCAGCUGCACACGGACCUCCAGAAGGAGAAGCAGGACAAGGCGGUGCUGCAGUCGGAGGUGGCCAGUCUACGGCAGAACAACCAGCGGCUGCAGGAGGAGUCGCAGGCCGCCAGCGAGCAGCUGCGCAGGUUCGCCGAGAUCUUCUGCCGGGACCAGAAGGAGCCCUGAGUCCACCAGGCCCCGUGGCCACCGCGCCCACAGGGGCGACCGAGGAUCCAGCCAGGCCCCGGCCCGGCCCCCCGGCGGCCUCACAGACCUGGUGCCCAGGGCCCCCGGGCUCAGCCUCCUCCCAGCUGCCGCCUGGGGUCGUGGGGGUGGGGCUGCCUCCCCAGAGUCUUCCACCCUCCUCUCCGGCCCAGCCUGCGGGGGCUGCAAGAAGGCCCAGAGGGGCCCCGUGUGGGCUCGAGGGGCCCGGCCCCCUGCAUGAAAACUCUCAGUGUGACCCGCCCCAACCUCCCCAGAAGUGAAGGCCGAGGCCCAGACCCUCGCCCCGCCCCACCCCGCAGCCCCCAGAAGCAUUUUCUCUCAGACUUUCCACAUUUCCCUGGGCCUCCCAGGAGAGCCAGAGGACCCCCGCAGCAGAGGCCGCUUCUGGGGGCAGACUGUUUGCACACUCGACCGUUCAUCGUCUGUUUCCGCCCAAGGCCACCGUGCCUGUCCCCUCCUCCCUGCUCCCCCCGCCUCACUCCUCCCCACACAACCUCCCCAGCCUGGGCCUGCAGCCGCCUUCAUCUGCUUUUGUCUUUUCUUUUGCGAGUUUAUCGGCCUGCCGUGGUGGUCCUUGCAGUGGCCGCCCGGGCCCCCUUCCCCAUGCUCCCUGGGGGCACUUCGCUGUGGACCCUCCGGAGACUCUGCUUCUCUAAGGCAAUAAGGGGCCGCUCGCAGGCAGCCGAGCCCGCAGGGUGCCACGCUGUUCACCCAGAAGACAGAGUUUCUUUUUUUUUUUUCCUUUAAAAACAAACAAGAAAUAUAUAUAUAUAUAUUUAUUUUUUCAUGUAGAGUUGCGCCAGAACGAGUCUGGACGGACAGUGUGUGGGUCCCAUCAGCCUCCAGCUGAGGGCCGAGGCCUGUCUGGGGGCUGUGACUCGGCUGGUGGGAGGACAAGGGGCAGGCGGCCGGCAGGGGCUGGGCACGGGGCCAGUGGCCCAGCCUUGGGCCAGAGACCCCACUGCCUUCUCUUGGGGACCAGAAACCUCAGGGAAGGGGGCGCCAGGGGCUGCACAGGACGCAGGCCCUCUGGGAGGUGCCAGGCAGCACCCCCUCCCUGCCGGCAGAGCAGCCCCCACUUCUGCCAUCUCCCUUGGGGGGGGGGCUGCCUGGCCCUCAGCCCUGGCCAACUACUGUGACGUCGCCCCCCCACCCCCCGCCCAACUCCUUCUCCAGAUGGUUCUCCAGGACCGCCUCCCUCUCCCCCCUUUUUUAAGUUGUCUCAUAUCUUCAGAUCAUUCGAAUCAUUUUGGGGACCUAAUCAUGUACAUUGACCAGUGUAAAUUAUGAUUUUUUUUUGGUUUUCUGUUAUUUUUAAGGAUCUCUGCAAAACAAAUCUAUUUAAUUCAAGGUUGGUGUUCUACCUGAUACUGAAGAUAGUGGGGUGUUUAUGUUUUGUUUUGUUUUCAGAUGUUGAUUUGUUUCCUUUGGAUUUUUUUUUUAUUCUUUGUCCUUUUUUUUUUUUUUUUCCUAUCCCUGUCUUGAAAUUUUCUGGCAUGUUUCUGGAGAUUUCAAAGGAAAUAAAAUGUUUCAUAGAAAAGGCUUGUGUGCAGCCUGGAGUCGCCGACAAGAAGGUGGGGUCCCCCCUCCAUCGCCAGCACUGUCACCAGCCCCCAUGCACACACCACAUAAACAUGUACACCACACAUAUUUAGAGACCGCAUACACAUACAUGACAUGUACACAGACCACAUGCACAGCAUACCACACACACACACACACAGGCUCACACACUUGCUUCCCUUAUAUCUUUCCCUUCCACCAAGCAAGGACAGAAACCCAACACAGAAGUGACAGUGGGGAUUCAGCAGGAAAACCAGCUCGGCUUGUGUUUCAGAAUUUGCCGGUCCCCUAACCUGGGGCCAGCGGGUAUAUGGGGCUUUUUUGUUGCUUUUUCAUGCCACACACAGUAAUGCUCAGGGGUCACACUUGGUGCUGCAGGUAACCAGGGUGCCUCUGGCCCCAGAGAUGACGUGUGGAGUUUUGUGGGGGCUCCUGGCCCGUUCCCCAUAGGUGUCAGUCUCCUCUUGCAGGUUGGGGGGGAGCAGAGCACAGCCCUUGCUUUCUAGGCCAGGGACUCAGCAGGGGUGGGGUCACCCCCGUGAGCUCAACUGGGGGACCAGGUUAUUCACUGACCUGUGCAUGUGUGUGCGCACUAGGGGUUCAGGGUCGAAAUGACUGAGUGUGGAACUCCUGGAAACGCCACGGCCCUGUGUCCUGUGGGAAGUGGGGGUGUGCCCCCCAAACAUAUGCACACCCAGGGCCCUCUGCCCGCUCACUUACUGUCAUGGAGUCUGCUGUCCGAGACCUCACACCCCACCCCUCCCGGCAAGGAAACACUCAGGGACGGCGUCUGUAUCCU